UGUGCACCAGAGGAUCCACACUGGGGAGAAGCCCUACGAGUGUGGGGAGUGUGGGAAGAGCUUCAGACGGAGCUGCAAUCUGAUUGAGCACCAGAGGAUCCACACUGGAGAGAAGCCCUAUGAAUGUGGAGAGUGUGGGAAGAUCUUCAGCGUGAGCUCUAACCUCAUCAGGCACCAGAGAACCCACACUGGGGAGAGGCCCUAUGAGUGUUCCAAGUGUGGGAAGAGGUUUACGACCAGCUCUGAUCUCCUCCUGCACUAUCGGAUUCACAGGGAUGAGAGGCCCUUCCAAUGCCCCGACUGCGGGAAAGGAUUCAGGCACAACUCAGCCCUCAUCACCCACCGGCGCAUCCACACUGGGGAGAGGCCCUACGAGUGUGAUAAAUGCAGGAAGAGGUUUCCAACCAGCUCCAAUCUCCUCCAGCACUAUCGGAUUCACACAGAGGAGAGGCCCUUUCGCUGCCCCAACUGCGGGAAGGGAUUCAAGUACAACUCCACCCUCAUCAAGCACCAGCGCAUCCACACUGGGGAGAGGCCCUACGAGUGUCCCCAGUGUGGGAAAAGCUUCUCCAGCAGCUCUGGCUUGACCCGACACCAACAGAGGCACCACUAAGGGAAGCCCUGCGAGUGCCCCGAGUGCAGGCAGAGCUUCGUGCGCUGCUCCAGCUCCAUCCCCCACUGGAGGAGGCACUUUGGGCACAGCCCUGGUCUCUCACAUUCCCUGUGAUCCAUGUUGGGAACACACCUGGCUGCUUCACCUUUUGGUUUGGCCUUAUUUUUCCUCUGCUAUACCUUCGUCCUUAUAAACACCCAAAACUGGGUUAAAUGAAGGAAAUUGAUUGAAUAUAUCUGCAGUUUCAUAAUUUCUCUGUUGUUUCAGGGGGAAUUUAAUAUUUGGGGACACGUUCUGUAUGGAGUGCUGCUGGUGCUAAGAGGAAGCAAUUUGAUCUCACCCUUCUUGUGGUGUUAAGAUCUCCUCCCCUGACCCAAACCCCAACUCCACCCUUUGGAUACCCUAUAAAAACUCCACGGCCCUUCCUUUGCCCUGUCUUUGGAAGAUAAGAAAUGGAUUCCGAAAGGAUCAGCCGUUUUCCAACUGGAUUCCCAGAGGAUCAGCCCUUUCCCACUGGAUUCCAAGAGGAUCAGCCUUUUUCACUGAAUUCCCAGAGGAUUCUGACUCUGUCACUGUUUCUUUUUGUUUGUAUAACUGCAUUUGUAUUUUUAAUUUUUGCUUAUAAAGUACUGUUUAUUCUUCUCUCA
This is a messenger RNA of Zonotrichia albicollis (white-throated sparrow), 1260 nucleotides long. The record is from RefSeq and is a predicted model, not a curated record. Lineage: Eukaryota; Metazoa; Chordata; Aves; Passeriformes; Passerellidae.